This is a messenger RNA of Amborella trichopoda, 1486 nucleotides long. Its product is annotated as NC domain-containing protein-like protein. The record is from RefSeq and is a predicted model, not a curated record. NCBI's taxonomy places the organism in Eukaryota, Viridiplantae, Streptophyta, Magnoliopsida, Amborellales, Amborellaceae.
CUCUCACGGUAUUUUCGCGCACAGAUAUUAAUCCGGAAACCCUCUCAGUUAAGCAAGGCACACACUCUCUCUCUAUCUCUUUCGCUUUCUCUUUCUCUGUCUAAGAACGCUCGCUUGGGAUUCCUCAGAGCGAUAAUGGAGCGUACCUUUCCUUGGUAGAAAGGUUUAGCCGGAGAAACUACUUCAAACAAAAAAGGGUUUGGCGAGAGAGAGAGAGAGAGAAAUUUGAGGAAAUGGGCCUUCUUUCCAACAAAAUCCAGAAGGACGACCUGAAACCAGGGGAUCACAUUUAUUCAUGGAGAAACGCCUAUAUUUAUGCUCAUCAUGGCAUAUACGUCAGCGAAGACAAGGUGAUCCAUUUCACUCGGGGAGCCGGUCAAGAGAUUGGAACUGGAACCAUUCUUGACCGUCUCCUUCUCAGCUCAUCUCCAGUUCGCUCAGACACCCCAUGCGAAAAAUGCGGAGACAACACUCGUCUUGAUGGGGUCAUAAGCUCGUGCCUUGAUUGCUUCCUCUCUGGUGGUGAUCUCUACCGCUUCGAAUAUGGUGUCACCUCCAUCUUCUUCCUUGCCAAGGCCCGAGGAGGCACGUGCACCCUUGCCUGUUCAGAUCCACCUGAAAAGGUCCUCCAUCGGGCUACUCACCUCCUUCAAAAUGGGUUUGGAUUUUACCACGCCUUCAGGAAUAAUUGUGAGGACUUUGCAAUAUAUUGCAAGACCGGGUUGCUAGUGGUUACGAGCCUGAGUGUGGGAAGGAGUGGGCAGGCAGCCUCGCUCUUGGCAGCAGCUUCAGCUAUUGUGUCAUCACCUUUGCGUUUUAUGACCACCAGUUUUAGUGGCCUGGCGGUGGUGGCUGCAGGCAUGUAUUGCAUUGGCAGGUAUGUGGUUGAUAUGGGGGUGAGAAGGGAUGUGAUUGAGAUCGCUGUCGAGGACCUGGUGGCUAGGUCCGAAGUGAUCAGGCCCGAGGUUGUGGGGGUUGUGCCUGAUGAAGUGCUUGGCAGACUUCAUGGUAGCACGCAGCAGCUUGUGGCCAACUGAGUUAUGAGUUGGGUUGGGCCAAUAUUAAAGGUAUUGGGAGGUGGAGUAAAGGAAAGGGCCUAGUAGAAUGUGUUUUUUUUGUGGACCUGGAUGUAUUUGUGUGUAUGAGAGGCCCGCAUGAAGAUGAAAUGCGGGUGUUGGUCUCCCAUGUUGUGAUUCAAUGGCUUGUAUUAGGAAGGCCAUCUGGAUCAUCCAGUCAAAUGAGUACUUUUACUUGGUAACAUGCGCUUUCUUCGUCUUAUCAGGAAGUGCAUAUUAAUGGUUGACGCCUCGCAGGAAGAAGAGGCUUGUGAAGAGAAACACCGGAGAAGAAAAGAAAUUUCUUUCAAAAUUGGAUAGUUUCUAUUCAAUCUUGAAGUGUUAGGUUUUUCUAAUAUACAGAAGAUACUUGGAAAAUUUCUUUUGCUAAAAUUAUUGUAGUAAAGAUUCCUAAAAAUUUGAGAUUUAAA